Protopolystoma xenopodis is the source of this 465-nucleotide messenger RNA. The record is from the annotation of a GenBank genome assembly. Lineage: Eukaryota; Metazoa; Platyhelminthes; Monogenea; Polystomatidea; Polystomatidae.
AUGAUCGGGUUGCGAAAACAAGGUCAAACAACAACGAAAGGAGACCGCGGCAGUACAAAAGGCCACACUAUCAUGAUCUUCAAACCUUCGAUAGAACAUCAAACAAUGUUUCAGUUUCUUCUCGCAUCUACACUGUUUCAGCAGUUAAGUCGUAUCGAGGCUGAGCUGAUCAAGUUUCCCUUCGGGCACGUUCCGGGCUGUUCUAGCAGAACGCUAGCGGUGGGGCAUUCAUUGUCAAUUCUAUCCAACCCAAGUCUCCCUGGACCUGUUUGUGAUGAUGAUGCUAUGCAGCGUACUCGGAUAAAUUCCUUUUUCUUCGCUUAUUUUGCACCAUUGUGGAAGAUGCGUCUCACAGAAGCCAAGCUGGCCUCGCGCGUUUUUACUGCUCUCGGACUUAGUCAUGGCAUGAUUGGAGUUCGGUUACUCAUCGACAUUUUCUGUUUCGCGCUCUCCCCUCAUGAUUGA